AUGACUGGCUGUAAACCUUGUGUCACCCUUGUCACUAGUGGUUCCAAGCUUUCAGCCUAUGAAGGAACUCCUUUACCUGAUCCCGAAGAAUACAGACAAAUUGUGGGUACGCUUCAAUACCUCACAUUGACUCAGCUAGAUGUCUCGUAUUCAAUUAAUCAAGCUUGUCAGCACAUGCAUGCUCCAACAACAUCUCACCUUGAGGCAAUAAAGCGAAUCUUACGCUAUCUAAAACAUACAAUUGGUGCAGGUACACUUCUUCAAGCUGGUCCACUUGAUCUUACUGUAGCAUACACAGAUGCAGAUUGGGUUGGGUGCCCAGACACACAGCGCUCUACAACUGGUUUCUGCACUUUUAUGGGACCCAAUCUCAUAUCUUGGGGCUCUAAGAAACAGCCCAUUGUUUCUCAAUCUAGCUCUAAAGCUGAAUACAAGGCUUUGGUUGUAACCGUCUAUGCGAUGAUGUGGCUAUCUUAUAUACUAAAUGAUCUACACAUUUUAUCCCCUCAACCAAUGGUGGUCUACUGUGACAACAUCUCUGCCACAUGCAUGGCUGCAAACCCAGUUGUCCUUGAACUAGUCAACACUAGUUGUACACGGUUUUGUAACAAAUUGUAG
This is a messenger RNA of Macadamia integrifolia, 618 nucleotides long. RefSeq lists its product as uncharacterized. The record is from RefSeq and is a predicted model, not a curated record. The coding region runs from base 1 to 618 and encodes 205 amino acids. Lineage: Eukaryota; Viridiplantae; Streptophyta; Magnoliopsida; Proteales; Proteaceae. The transcript has a single exon.